This is a messenger RNA of Leptopilina heterotoma, 2518 nucleotides long. Its product is annotated as facilitated trehalose transporter Tret1-like. Gene Ontology annotation, molecular function: transmembrane transporter activity. Lineage: Eukaryota; Metazoa; Arthropoda; Insecta; Hymenoptera; Figitidae. Gene Ontology annotation, biological process: transmembrane transport. The coding region runs from base 165 to 1610 and encodes 481 amino acids. Gene Ontology annotation, cellular component: membrane. The transcript has 2 exons. The record is from RefSeq and is a predicted model, not a curated record.
UUUGUGCAUGACAUUCAUCAGUGACGUAAAACAGUUCUAUGAUUUUUCUAAACAUUACACUACUCUCCAGACUUCAUUUUAGUGAUGAGGUUCAUCAACUUAUAACAAAAUAAUUAUAAAAUCAAUAUGAACUCAUUGAUGUAUAACUUUAUCUUAUUAAUGAAAUGAAAUCAGAAUCUAAUGAUAUUCUCAAAAUGGAAAACUCUGCUGAAAAGGGUUCUCGGUCAUUACAAUACGCUUGUGCUUUGAGUGCGUCUCUUAUAGUUAUGGAGUGUGGAGUGAGCUUAGCUUGGACGUCACCUUCGCUGUUACAUUUGAAGAAGAAAGACUCAGGCAUAUACAUAACAGAAAUAACCGGAGCCUUAUUAGUCUCUAUAUAUUUUCUUGGAUGCUUGAUCGGCUGUUGUUUUAAUCCAAUUAUAAUGGAAAAGUUUGGAAGGAAGAAAAGUUUUCUUCUGUACUCUAUUCCUGUAAUCAUCGGAUGGAUUGUUAUUACUGCAGCAAAUAAUUAUUAUGUUUUAUGUACUGGAAGGUUUAUAGUUGGUCUAGGUGAUGGGGGUUUACUAGAAUUUAUUUCCAUUUAUCUAGGGGAAAUAACAGAAAAAGAUAUUCGAGGUAAGCUAUCAAUAAUAACAAAGUCGUCAAUGUUAGUCGGAGUAUUCUACAUUAAUGCUGUGGGAACGUAUUUUUCAUUCAGGAUCUCAAACCUAAUUUCACUUUUUAUACCGAUAUUAUUUUUCGUAACAUUCAUUUUUAUGCCAGAAUCUCCAUACAUACAUUUGAUACAAGAACGAGAAAAAGAUGCAAUAAUGUGUUUAAUGAAAUUAAGAGGAUUUAAACAACCAGAAUCAGUUCUAACAGAUUUUAAUGAAAUGAAAAAAGCUGUUAUGGAAAGAGAAAAAUGCAAAAGGAAUUCUUUACGUGAACUCAUUUGUAAUAAAAGUAAUCGUAAAAGAUUGUUUAUUCUGCUGAUGGCUAAAGUAACAAGAAAUCUUUCAGGAUCAGUUGCAAUUCUGACAUAUUUACAUGAAAUUACAAUGCAAUCAGGAAAUUCUAACAGCGUUGUUCUUUACAUAUGUUUAGUUAAAAUAAUUUCAAGCAUUGUGAGUUCUCAACUAAUAGAUAGAGUUGGAAGAAAGAUCAUUUUCUUAACGUGCGGAAUUCUAUGUACUCUUGCUCUUGCCACAUUAGGUAGUUUUUUCUUUGUAAAAUUAUUUCUGAAUUAUGGUACGUUAGAUCUUGCCUGGAUUCCUAUACUUUCUUUAGUUUCUUAUGAAAUUGGGUAUUAUAUGGGACUUAGUCCUGUUGGGUACGUCUUGCAAGGGGAACUAUUUCCAUUAAAAGUUAAAGGAAUGGCUGUUGCUAUUGCGUCUAUUGUAGAACAGUUUUUAAGUUUUGGAAUUGGAUUUGUCUUUCCAAUUGUAAAUUAUUAUUUUGGAAUGUAUGUUAGUUUCUGGAUUUUUUCUGUAUGUUGCUUUAUUGGUACUUUAUUGGUUUAUUUCAAUACGCCAGAAACUAAUAAUAAAACUUUAGAAGAAGUGGAAGCGUUAAUUAUGCCGAAAUCGAAGAAGGUAGUAUUAAAACCAUUAAUAACAAGUAGAUCGACUUAAUACUACAAAAAGUGAAUAGUAUAUAAACGAUAAAGUUUGAGAUUGAAAAUAAAACUACAUUUUUUCAAAUUAAAACCCUGAUAACACAUGAAUAUUCAUAAUAUCCUCAGGACGUUCUAGAAAUAUUCUUUAAUAAUUGGCGGCUUGGAUAUUCUAUGCAUAUUCAAACUGCUACAAUCGCGCUGAAAAGAACUGAAAUAAUUUAAAAACAAACAAGUUUGAAAACUGUAAACUUUAUGUGUCAAAUAUUUCUAGUUGUAUAGAGAUGAACAAUUUACUAGUAAAGUUCUUUUAACGCACUGCAUACUAGCUGAAAUAAUUUUUCAAUAAAUUGAUUCUUAACCAAAACCACAAUCUAUCAUUUUUUGAAAAAUGUUAAUUUGCAUCAAAAUAUAGAAAGUUUGAAUAUUUAUACUUACAAAAUAAAAAGAUUGUAAAUAAUCAAUAAAAAAGUUUAAUUUUUGCAACUAAUAAUUAAUAGUAUUUUAUAAAAACAUCUCUUCGGAUUGGCAACACUUUCCUAUCAAUCUGAAUUUGCUACCUCUUGUGCGAACAUUUGCAUGGUAUUAGUUACUGUUCUAUAUACAUAAAGACGAGAUGCCUUCAGGCAAGAAUUGAAACCACCUCAUUACCACUGAGGGCGUCUGCCGUUACAGAAUCCGUUUUACGAAUAUUGAAGGUAAUGUCGCUAGUGAUUUUGUUCAACUACGAAACCCAACGUUUAGCCGCAGGCUACGGUUCUCGUGUUAUGAAGACUGAUGAAAAAUGGAAAUAGCGAUUUGUACAAAAUAUAACAAAGGGAUACAGGGGCUUUUAAAUGAAAUUUUUAAAUUUCAGUAAUAACUGCAAUAAAAUAUUGUUUAUACAAUAACUAGCAUAUUACAUGAAAGAAAGAAUUUUUUAUUUAU